AUGGACGUGUUGACCCGGCACAUACAGGGGGAAGUGCCAUGGUGCAUGCUAUUUGCCAAUGAUAUAGUGUUUAUCGAAGAGCCGCGAACUGGGGUCAACGCAAGGUUGGAGAUUUGGAGGCAGACCUUGGAGGCUAAAGGUUUCAAGUUGAGCAGGACUAAGACAGAAUACUUAGAGUGUAAAUUCAGUGACGGGACUCAUGAGUCACACGUGGAUGUGAAGCUUGAUACUCAAGUUAUCCCCAAGAAAGGUAGUUUCAAGUAUCUCGGGUCUACUAUCCAGGGUAAUGGGAAGAUUGACGAGGAUGUCGUACAUCGUAUUGGAGAGAGAUGGAUGAAAUGGAGGCUUGCGUCCAGCGCUUGA
Molecule: messenger RNA, 363 nt
Organism: Nicotiana tabacum (common tobacco)
Lineage: Eukaryota; Viridiplantae; Streptophyta; Magnoliopsida; Solanales; Solanaceae
Source: RefSeq, a predicted model, not a curated record